GGAAAGAUACUGGAAAAUCUCCAUUCCCACCCCACUCCGGGGGGAAGGUUACUGCAAAAAUCCCCAUUUCCUCCCGAUCAGCUGGGAAUUGGCAGGCAGAUAAUAAAUGGGGGCGGGGCCAGUCAGAAUUUUUACUACAGGUUCUCCAAAGUAUUCAAAGUUUUCUGCUACCGGUUCUCCAGAACUGGUCAGAACCUGCUGAAACCCACCUCUGGUUAAAAGCAUUGUAAAUUUUGCAUGUUUUGUCAGUGGUGAAUUAAGUUCCUUCUUGAUAGGCAGAAAGGAAUAAUAUAUGUCAGGUCUAGGGAAAAAGAACUGCCUAAUACAGGUAGAUUACCCUACUUCCUCACUCCUUUCUCUUUUUUUCCUUCCUCUCAUUUGUAGAGAUCUUUCUGUAUUUUCACUUUUAUUUUCUUAAAAUAAAAGGUUAAUGUACCUAAUGUAGUAAUAGUGUGUUAUAAUUUCCAUUUACGUGUGAAUUCUGCUGGUUCACCUGGUGACGGUUCGACGUUACAUCGGCACUGAAUAAAGUGUCUCACGACCAUUUUUCACCCUUAUGACCAUUACAGCAGCCCCAUCCAUGGUCAUGUGAUUUACAUUGGCAACUGACUCACAUUUAUGACAGGUUCAGUGUCCCAGAGUCAUGUGAUCCCCUUUUGCUGACGAGCAAAGUCAAUGGAGAAACCAGAUUCCCUGAUUCCCUUAACAACUGUGUUGUUAAUUUAAUAACUGCAGUGAUUCACUUAGGAAAUGUGGCAAGAAAAGUCGUAAAAUCAGGCAAAACUCACUUAACAAAUUUCUCACUUAGCAACAUAAAUUUUGGGCUCAAUUAUCAUCUUAAGUUGAGGACUAUCUGUAUUUGCUGACCAAAACAUCAAAUAAGUUAGUUCUUUUAUGGGACGAAUUUAGUUGUUUGAUGAAAAUAUGUAUGCUAAAAACUAGAUGUGUUGUUAUACACCUAUCGAUUUAUCUUUAGUUUUUCCCAAUCUAUGGCAAGAUUGACAUUUCCUGACAGCAAAGGAAAGGAUGUCAGAAGUCGAAGUAUUCUGCACUUGAAUUGUUCUGCACUUGAGUUGAAUAAACUGAAUUGCAUGAUUUUCUCUGUGUAAUGAAAUGUUUCCCCCCCUUUCCUGUUUUUUCUUUUCUCCUUUUGUUUUCUUUUUAUAUCAAAGCAAUAAAAUAUUGCAAAUAAAUGCCUACCUUUCCAGCAAUCUCCAAGGAAGCCAAAAUAAUUCCUAUCAAGACUGAAAAAUAGUGUGAUAGAUAGCAGCAUAUAUGUUUAAUGAAUAAAAUAAAAACUAUAAAAAUUAAAUGAGAAAACUUAUGACAUCUCUCGCAGUGAACUUUUCACAUAAAGGAAAGAGAAAUCAAGUUUUUGACUGCUGAAAUAGAUCAUUUGAAAAACUAUGGAUGCUUGGGAGCUUCACCAACCUUGGAAGAAUUGCGAGAAGAAAAUGCAAAAUUAAAAUAUCGGUUAAAUAUCUUACAAAAGAGCCUUCAGGAGGAAAGACGUAGAGAAAAAUCAUUCAAAGGCAUGAUUAAUAUCAAUCACAGAAUUCAAGAAAUUUUUAAGGCAGCUAUCAAAGCUGCAUAUCCUGAUUUAGAAAACCCACCAUUGGCAGUAACACCAAGUCAACAGUCCAGGUUUGGUGAUUACCAGUGUAACAGUGCUAUGAGCAUAUCUCAGAUACUGCUCAAGACUAAGGAGCAAAAAGUAAGCCCAAGAGAUAUUGCUGACAAGAUUGCGAGAAAUAUUCCAGACAAUGAAUGCAUUGAGAAAAUUGAAAUCGCUGGACCUGGUUUCAUCAAUGUACACUUGAAGAAAGAUUUUGUAUCCAGACAGCUGAGCAGUGUGCUAAUGAAUGGAGUUCAACCACCUGCUGCUAAUGGAAGAAAAAAGGUGGUGAUUGAUUUCUCUUCCCCAAAUAUUGCAAAAGAGAUGCAUGUUGGACAUCUGAGGUCAACUAUAAUUGGGGACAGCAUGUGCCGUCUUUUCGAAUUCAUGGGCCAUGAUGUUCUAAGAUUGAAUCAUUUAGGAGAUUGGGGCACCCAGUUUGGGAUGCUUAUUGCUCAUCUGCAAGAUAAAUUUCCAGAUUACCUCACUGUUUCUCCACCCAUAGGAGAUCUCCAAGCUUUUUAUAAGGAAUCAAAAAGGAGGUUUGACACUGAGGAAGAGUUUAAGAAGCAUGCAUAUCACUGUGUGGUCCUAUUGCAGAGCAAAAGUCCAGACAUCAUUAAAGCUUGGAACCUCAUUUGUGAUGUAUCCCGAAAAGAAUUCCAAAAGAUCUAUGACUGCUUGGAUGUUUCCAUCAUAGACAGAGGAGAAUCAUACUACCAAGAUAGGAUGCAUGAAAUUGUGAAGGAGCUUGAGGAACGAGGGUUUCUACAAAUGGAUGAUGGCCGAAAGAUAUUAUUUAUUCCAGGAUGUUCCGUUCCUUUGACAAUUGUGAAGUCUGAUGGGGGUUUCACAUAUGAUACAUCAGAUUUGGCAGCAAUAAAACAGAGGAUUUUCGAAGAAAAAGCUGAUUAUAUAAUUUAUGUGGUAGACAGUGGGCAGUCUGUUCACUUACAAACAGUAUUUGCAGCAGCUCAGAUGAUUGGCUGGUAUGACCCCAAAGUGACCAAAGUAAUUCAUGCUCCUUUUGGAGUGGUGUUGGGAGAAGACAAAAAAAAGUUCAAAACACGUUCUGGGGAUACAGUACGAUUGAUUGAUCUUCUUGAAGAAGGACUAAAGCGAUCAAUGGAUAAACUGAAGGAAAAGGAAAGAGAUAAGGUUCUUACAGCUGAAGAAUUAAAGGCAGCCCAGAUCUCAGUUGCCUUUGGUUGCAUUAAAUAUGCAGACCUGUCUCAUCACAGAAUAAAUGAUUAUAUUUUCUCUUUUGAUAAGAUGCUUGAUGAUAGAGGAAAUACUGCUGCAUAUUUACUUUAUGCCUUCACUCGAAUCAGAUCUAUAGCAAGAGUGGCUAAUAUCAAUGAGGAUAAACUACAAAAGGCAGCUGGAACAACAGAGAUAAUAUUGGAUCAUGAAAAAGAAUGGAAACUAGGAAAAUGCAUUUUGAGGUUUCCUGAGAUCAUCCAAAAGUGCUUAGAUGACCUUUUACUGCACACUCUCUGCGACUACCUCUAUGAGCUAGCCACCACAUUUACUGAAUUUUAUGAUAACUGUUAUUGUGUGGAAAAAGAUAGACAAACUGGUGAAAUAGUGAAUGUGAACAUGUGGCGAAUGCUCCUGUGUGAAGCAACAGCUGCUGUGAUGGCCAAAGGUUUUGAUAUCUUGGGAAUCAAGCCUGUCCAAAAAAUGUAAUUAAAAUGACUUUUAAAACUGUUAGAAGCAAAGGAUAAACAGUUUCUUUUUUUCUUUGCCAGGGUUAGAACUUAAUAAAAAUAACAGAUGCUCA
This is a messenger RNA of Ahaetulla prasina, 3398 nucleotides long. RefSeq names its product arginyl-tRNA synthetase 1 (gene RARS1). Bases 1535 to 3304 code for a protein of 589 amino acids. Gene Ontology annotation, molecular function: arginine-tRNA ligase activity; ATP binding. Gene Ontology annotation, biological process: arginyl-tRNA aminoacylation. Gene Ontology annotation, cellular component: cytoplasm. The record is from RefSeq and is a predicted model, not a curated record. NCBI's taxonomy places the organism in Eukaryota, Metazoa, Chordata, Lepidosauria, Squamata, Colubridae. The transcript has 15 exons.